CGCUGUAUGCAGUUUUGGAAUUUUCGAAUGUUUUGACAACAAAACAGAUUUUUUGGGGCUCUCUAGAAACUUGUUUUUAACCAAGAAAUCCCAAUAAAAUGAGUAAUUUUGCUGUAGGGGAUGAUUCCCCGUCGUCGGAUGAAGAAGAUGCACUGGUUGACUUUGAGAAACUUCAAGUUCCCAACGUCCAGAGGGGAAUGUUUGUAUCCGGCUGGGAUGAUCCGGAUGAUCUCAUAGAAGAGGACAAAACUCCCCAUGAAACACUCGAACGGGAAAUUCUCUGGGCAUCCGACGAGGGAGACAAUAUUGAGCGUGUGGAAGAAAUCUUGGAGAAAGAUCCGUCUUGUGUAAAGGCAGUUGAUCGUGAUGGGUACACUCCUUUGCAUCGAGCAGCAUACAAUAAUCGCUAUGAAUUGGCACAGCUUCUUCUUAAAUACGGUUCCGAUAUAAAUGCCCGGACAGAAUACAAAUGGACUCCUCUGCAUUCAGCGUGCAAAUGGAAUAAUGCCAAAGUGGCUGCCCUCCUGCUUCAGCAUGGUGCAGAUGUUAAUGCCAGAUCGGAUGGUGAUCAAACUCCGCUCCAUGUAGCUGCCACAGUGUCCAAUUGUCGCAAUACAGCAGUUACAUUGCUCUUUCAUCCCAAAAUCAAUGCCGAUCUUGUGAAUAACUCAAAUGAAAAGGCGGAUUUUAUUGCAAAACGGACAGGGCAGACUCUGCCCAUCUUCCGGAUGGGACAUAGUGCUCUCCAAGUUGAAACUGGCAUUAUAGAUUAAGAUAUGUAUACGAUUAAUAAAAAAAAAGUUCAAAAAUU
Messenger RNA from Phlebotomus papatasi, 811 nucleotides. RefSeq names its product ankyrin repeat domain-containing protein 49 (gene Ankrd49). Gene Ontology annotation, molecular function: protein binding. The transcript has 2 exons. The coding region runs from base 99 to 773 and encodes 224 amino acids. The record is from RefSeq and is a predicted model, not a curated record. NCBI's taxonomy places the organism in Eukaryota, Metazoa, Arthropoda, Insecta, Diptera, Psychodidae.